Molecule: messenger RNA, 1597 nt
Organism: Cinclus cinclus
Lineage: Eukaryota; Metazoa; Chordata; Aves; Passeriformes; Cinclidae
Gene: SDC1
Product: syndecan 1
Exons: 5
Coding region: 1-966 (321 amino acids)
Biological process (GO): cell migration
Cellular component (GO): membrane; cell surface
Source: RefSeq, a predicted model, not a curated record
AUGGCAGUGAGUCGUUAUGAGAGAGCUAAAAAUUGCAAACAUGUGAGUGUAGGCAGCACUGUUCCAUGGGAGGAGGGCUCUGCUCUCAACUUCCGACAAACUACAAAUCUGAACCUUCCCCCUGAAGACCUUGAUUCAUCUGGUGAUGAAGAUGAUGUAUUCUCAGGUUCAGGUGCAGGUCCUCUGACUGACCAGUCUCACACCUGGAGAAUCCCAGGAGAAUCAACUAAUUCUUCAGUACUGACAGCACCAGUGGAUUUCAGUGAACAGCCAUUUCCUGGGAUUGAGAGCAGAACUGAAAAAGAAGUAAUAUCUCCUUCUGCAACCAGUAAUCUGGUGACAGAGGAACCAGUUGUAGCUGUGAAGGAUGAAGUAUCCAUUCUGGGCUCACCUGAUAGGAAGCCAACAAGCCAUGUAGUCACAACAACAGUGAGAAGCCCCACUGCUCAUUUCCCUUCUGUGGUUCAUGUGACUCCUUCAGAAGCCCCUGCUGUGGUCCAUGAGCUUGAACCUAAAAUCCCCAGCUCUGAUGUGCCAGACACCAAGGGCGUGCCCAAGCCCCACUCUACUCUCCAUGGUGAGGGAGACAUCACUGCCACCCCGGCAGCCACAGCUCCCAAGGAUGUCAUUCCUACACAUGAGGAGGUUUCUGAAGAUGGCUCUGGAGACCCGGGAGACUUCAUCUUGACUAAAGAGGAUUUUGUGCCCACUCAGAACUCAGGAGUUCCGGCUGAUUCUGAGAGGAAUGCCAAAGCAGCAGGAACCUCAGGAAUUAUGGACAGGAAAGAAGUUCUUGGAGGUGUUAUUGCUGGAGGACUUGUAGGCUUGGUGUUUGCAGUGUUCCUAGUUGCAUUUAUGCUGUACAGAAUGAAGAAAAAAGAUGAAGGCAGCUAUUCACUGGAUGAACCAAAACAGUCAAACGGAGGAUACCAAAAACCACACAAACAAGAGGAAUUCUAUGCAUAAACACUGAUCUUCAGGACACUUCUUAUUCCAUCUUUCUUGGACUCUUCUCUCCCUGCACGUGGACCUCCUAGUGUGCUUUGCAUUAAACUUAAGCCAUAUGAUCAUUGGGUUAUUUGCCCUUACCACUUUGCCAUUGGAAAUUUUAUAACUACGAAGUAGAUCUGGAUUCAUGAUUCAUUGACCGUUCCCUGCUUUCUUGCACAACUUUUUUUUUUUUUUUAACAGAAUUGGAACUGCAAGUUCCUAAACUCACUUUGGUUUAUCUAAAGACUGCUGGGACAGGUAGUGGGGAGAAGAUAAGGGAGCACUGUAUAUAUAAAACUCUUGAUAUUUAGGGAAAGGGCUAGCAAGAAUAACCAAUUAUCAGUGCUCAAAUUCUGUAUAGCAGGGAUCCUUCCUAUUUAACUCAUAGAUGUGUUUUGAGUGUAACAAGUGGCUGUGCUGGGCAGACAUUUGGUACACUGCUAUUCUCUAGCUCUUUCUGACAGCUGUGUUUGGAGCACUUAAUGCCUAUGAAACAUCAAACUGAACUUGAUCUCUGCCAAAAGGAGGUGUGAGGGGCAGAGUAAAUAAAUGAUUAUGAUAUAAAAUAAUUUAUAUUUUGGAAGCAUUAUCCCAUACUCAGAACCAG